GCACGCUCCCAAACGCGGAAGUCGUCAUCGCGUGUCAGAGCAGUAUGGCAGCCUCCGUCAACGAUACGUGUAAACAAUCAGUAGAACGUACAUCGAUAAAUCCCACGAGUUUUCAAAAGAAGACGAGGAAUAAGUUAUUAAGCAUACCUGGUACAAGGCUCUCGGUGCAAAACGGACAGCUUCUCGUUUCCACUGGUGUUACGUCGCUCGACUAUGUGCUCGGUGGUGGUUUAGCAGUUGGAACAGUACUUCUCAUAGAGGAGGACCGUUAUGAUAGCUACGCCCGUAUGAUCCUAAAAUACUUCCUGGCAGAAGGAGUGGUGUGUCAACAUGAACUCUUCUUAGCGGCGGCUCAAGAUCACCCGAAUGACAUCUUUCAGGAGCUUCCUGACCCCAUUUUAGAUGAUGUUGUCAUGCACAAACCAGCGGACCAGCCGAGGCUGUCUUCUGAGCCUCACGGUAAUUUAGAUGCCAUGAAGAUUGCCUGGCGUUAUCAGAAUCUCCCAAAAGUACAGAGUGGUCUAGCAUCAUCGUCUCGGUUCGGCCACUACUAUGACGUUUCCAAGACAAUGGAGCCAGAAAUCCGCCAGGCAGCCAAGUGCCACCACUUCUACCUUCCAGAACAACCCAGGCAGUCAUCAGCCACACGCAGCCCUGUGCUUGAUUCCUACGCUGCAUUGCUGAAAUCCAUUGAAGAGGUCAUAAGAAGGGAGGGCUUCAGUGUUGCAGCACCUCCGACAAAAUCACGGAAUAUCCUGCGUAUCGGGCUUCACUCACUGGGCUCACCCCUGUGGGGUGAUGACCUGUGUUGCCAGGACAACCCCAAACACAGCCACGCCCUCACUACCUUUCUCUAUGGGCUGCGGGCUUUGUUGAGGUCAUCCCUGUCAGUUGCAGUAGUUACUGUGCCUUCACAUCUUAUCCAGAGCAGAUCUCUAAGGGGAAGCAUAACCAGACUGUGUGACAAUGCCAUAGCCUUGGAAUCAUUCAAAGGCUCGGAGAGGGAGACCGGCCCACUCUGCAAAGAUUACCAUGGCUUGCUCCACGUACGUCAGGUGCCUCACCUUAACUGUCUCACAAGUCAACUGCCUGACCAUAAGGACUUGGCCUUUAAACUGAAGAGGAAACAGUUCAGCAUUGAGCGACUACAUUUGCCUCCAGACUUGUCUGAGACGGUGAGUCGUGUGAGCAGGGCGGAAGCGGCAGGAGCAGCCGCAUUGGCUUCUGCCUGUGGCUCUGGCAACAAGCACCUGGAUUUCUAGAGCUGGAAUGGCUACUCGGCAAGCGACACCUGGAAUGCUGCGGUGACCUGGCUCUUCUUCCGCCCACAUCAUGCCUGACGUCUGCUGCCAAGCUGUUCGAAAUCUGCCAGUUGUCCCUGCAGUCAGCCAAGAACGCCACAAUUACCUCCUUUCAUUUGGACGUGUUUCAUUUCAUUUUAUAUUUUUGUUUUGUGUGUGUAUAUUGACAAUAAAAGCCAACAUCCAAUACGCGCCUGUUAAUGGGAAUCAAUCUCUCUCACUAAACUCUUAAAACUUGCUGGGUCAAAAGAAACCCAAAUUGGUAACAAGGUUUGUGUAACAAUGGGUUAUUAAUUUGACCCACCACGUGGGGUCAACAUUUUCAUCCCAACAAUUAUGAAACAAUCCAGUUGAAGCUGCCAAGAAAUCAUAUCAGUGGUUAAAAAAUACAAAUUGCGUUUUAUAAUUUAACGUCACUAUGACUUUUUUUUUUUUACUGUCUCCAUUCUCAUCAAAUUGCAAAUGUUGGUUCCGACUUUUUAAAUUAUGGUUUUAUUCUUGUAAAAGUACACCUUUUUGCCACAUCUCAUUUCAGCACAAAAUUUCAUAACUGAACCAUUUAAAAUACCCUUUUCCCCCAUAAUUUGACUUUAUUCUCAUCUUGUCCUGGACCUCCUGUUUUUGCCAAACAUACACCUCAAGUAAAGCAAACUAAGACGCACGACCACAUUCUUCUUUCCGGUCGGCAUUGUACCACUGCAACAUCGUACUCUGCCAGAUGGCGAAUCGCCUUGACCUUUUCCUCAUUGUAUACUCAGAUUGGAUGCGCCUCACAUCAAGUCCCGUUUGUUAUUCACAUUGGAAGUGUCGCUCUGACAUUUGUCUUCAUUUUUAAAGAAAGGAAGGUGGAAUUGCGUGUUCGGUGAUGGUGGCCUGUAUACAGAAGGACGAGGGUUUGAUUCCUUUGUUUUGUUUUUACUCCAUCUAUCUUUCCUCAGAUUUUGCUCAUUAGGGUCGCAGGUCUAUCCCAGCUGACUUUGAGCAAGAGUACUGUACUCCCUAGACUGCAGUGAUGAGAAGUAACAAACAAAUUGUUUGUUAAUGUGUUAGUAUGGAUACAUAUUAGCAUGGAUAACAUCAAGAUAUAGAUAUAACACUGGUGAGUCCAACAGUAAGCUGCCGUCAGUGUUUCAGGCCAGCCCAGUCCGAGUCGUUGAUAACAGCCAAACAGUAUCAAGAAUGAACUUACUGUUACAAUUCUCCACGAAGGUGCUGCAAACCUGACACAGAGCCAAAUACAGAAUAAAUAAAUAAAUAAAACUAGGUUGUAUACCUUUCAGUCCUACAGAUCUCAAUGACAGAUUGUUUUUAUUUUACCAUUCACCACACUGUAGAUGUAUGGGUUGUUUGGGGGGUGGGGGGUGGGGGGGGUUGUUGUGGGCUGCGUUUUGGCUUCUGCUGUGCCUGUGUGCAACUUGAAAAUCCUUGCCGUCGAAUGGCUGUUGCUGACGAGUGACAGACUAGGCCCACGUGGGUCGACCUAAAAGACUGACAGAAACGGUGACGGACUGACGGCCCUUCAGUCAGUCUGACAGAAUGCUCUUUUAACAUUGUUGAAAAAAAAUGUAAAUACGUAUUAUGUCAG
Molecule: messenger RNA, 2886 nt
Organism: Hippocampus zosterae (dwarf seahorse)
Lineage: Eukaryota; Metazoa; Chordata; Actinopteri; Syngnathiformes; Syngnathidae
Gene: elp4
Product: elongator acetyltransferase complex subunit 4
Exons: 10
Coding region: 45-1262 (405 amino acids)
Biological process (GO): tRNA wobble uridine modification
Cellular component (GO): cytoplasm; elongator holoenzyme complex; transcription elongation factor complex
Source: RefSeq, a predicted model, not a curated record